AUCCACACAGCAGGAGUAAAUUCAUUCUAGAUUCGAAUCAUAUGUAGGAGUGUUAUAAAAUUUAGGGUCUCCUUCAUUUUAGCAUUUCUUCUGACCCUGAAGCGGUGGGCUUUCUAGGCUUCUGUCCGGGGCCGGCCCCGUGUUUUUGGGUUCUGUUGUUUUGCUGGAGUAGAGUGGUGCUUAAUCAACUUGGCGCAUCUUAACUAGGAAUGAACAAAUUUAAGGCCAUGGCGGGAAUGGGGAGUUCAAUGUUAUAUUCUCUUCUGCUAUUUAUUAUCAUUCUCUCACUCCAAGAAAUGUAUAGAGGGAAGUUAGCAUCAUCGGAGUUAUUCACUAUUCUUGGAGGGUUCACCAGUUCUCUUCUAUUUGUUGUGUUGCUGACGUUCAUUGGGAAUUACCAGGAAACUAUUGGCAUCAAGACAGGAUGGGGUGCUGUUAUAUUUGCCGAGGCGGUUGCUCUUAUCGCUGCUAGCACUGUUCAUCGAGUUUGUAUUACAACAUGCUUCUUGUUCUCUGCUGGACUUCUGUACGAGAUCAACAAGCUUUCAGGGAUGACACUUUCCAAAAGCGAAUCUAAAACAAGAAGGCACUGAGGAACAUGUUGAAGAUUUUGUUGCAUUUUCCGUAGAUUUGAGUUUGAACCUUUGGACAUUAAAUGUGAGUUGUUUUUUACAUUGAGGAAUUAGAACAUCUACAGCACUCACGGGGGACCGAUAGUAACACUCGUUGAAGUAAGUUUUCGAACGGAGAAUGUCAAUGCAAUUAGACCCGGCUCAUCUCUCUA
This is a messenger RNA of Rhododendron vialii, 784 nucleotides long. RefSeq lists its product as uncharacterized. NCBI's taxonomy places the organism in Eukaryota, Viridiplantae, Streptophyta, Magnoliopsida, Ericales, Ericaceae. The record is from RefSeq and is a predicted model, not a curated record. The coding region runs from base 210 to 593 and encodes 127 amino acids. The transcript has 5 exons.